AUGGCUACCCCUAGUGUCCUCACUUUUGACGCUGAGGGUCGAGCCAUUGACUUUGAGGUCUGGGUCGACGGCCUGCAGCUGUUUUUACACUGCGAUAGGGCGGACAGUCUUUCUCUCUUUGACCUCACCUCUGGCGCAUCUCCUGCCCCUGCUGCUGAUGCUGACCCCACUGUUCGCUCUCAGUGGGCCACCUGCGAUGCAGCUGCACGUCUUGCUGUGCGUCGCCACCUGCCUACCACUGAGCACGCGCACUUUAGUCAGUACAAGAGUGCUCAGACCUUGUACGACGCUGUAGUUGCGCGCUACUCUUCCCCUGCCACUGCUGCACUGAACCGCCUCAUGCUACCCUUCCUCUUCCCUGACCUUGCCGCCUUCCCCACAGUCGCUGAUCUCAUGACGCACCUCCGCACUAGUGACAUCCGCUACCGCGCUGCGCUUCCUGCUGACUUCUGCGCCAAGAACCCCCCCCCCAUGUACAUCACUCUCUACUUUCUAGUCACCCGCCUCCCCGACUCCCUUCGUGUAGUCCGGGACCACUUCCUUGCGGUCUGUCCCACCACUCUCAUAGUCGACAGCCUAGAGAAGACCCUCCUAGCGGCGGAAAAGAGCAUCGUCGCUGUAGGUUCCUCUCGAGGUGACCCCCGCGCCCCCAUCUUUGAGGGGUGUUCUCCUUCCCCUCUCUUGCCCUCUGUCGCCUCUGCCGCUGCAGCCGACCUCGUUGGUCUUGAGUCGGUCGGUGCAGCGUCUGCCCCUAGCGGGAGACGUCGCCCUGGCAAGGGCAAGGGGGGCAAGGGAGCAGGUGGGGCUAGUGGGGGCGGUGGCGGUGGAGGUGGAGGUGGCGGAGGGAGUGGGGGUGGCGGUGGAGGAGGUGGUGGGAGUGGGGGUGCUAGUGGUAGCAGUGGAGGCGGAGGCGGCGUUGGCGGCGGCGGUACUGGCGGAGGUGACGGCGGUGGCGGAGGUGGAGGAGGUGGAGGUGGAGGAGGUGGAGGUGGAGGUGGUGGAGGUGGUCGGAGUGGCACGUCGCAGCGGAGCGGCACUGGGGGUGGUCAGUGUCAGCAGCAGCAGCAGCAGCGUUCUCGCGACCUCCCCACCCCUCAGCAGCUCCGUGAGCGGUACACGCAGCGUCAGCGUGGUGGGGGACUUGGUCCCUGCACCUAUGUCCUUCGCACUGGCGACCGCGCAGGUGAGCAGUGUGGGGGUGCCCAUUCCACCCAGCGCUGUUUUGGCCGCCUGACGGACGCUUGGCGUCAGCAGUUUCCGGAGGCCACGGAGCUCUCCCGCUGGGGAGAGCUGUCUAGGGCAGGCGUAGCUAUUUUUGAUCUUGACUUUGAUGCUAUCCUUGCUGCCAUGUAUGCUGUGACCAUUAGUGAUGAGGGUGACUGUUACCGGUGUUUUCCGCCCGACCCGGGCAUUGAGACUGCUGCUCUAGGUACUGGUGAGGCUGCUGCCCUAGGUGCUUGCGCCGGUGCUGCUCUAGGUGCUAGUGUGUCUACGUCCUCGGGUACUGGUGAGUCUGCGCUCUCAGUUACUACGUUGGCUUCGGCCUCCCACACCUUCACCCUUGACUAUGGGGCGUCUCGCUCCUUCUUUCGGGAUCGCACCACACUCACGCCGCUUAGUCGGCCGGUUGCGGUUUCCCUGGCUGACCCCACCGGGGGUCCUGUCCUGUCUCGCUUCUCCACUGUCCUCCCGUGUCCGGCGGCUCCCUCUGGCACCCUGUCUGGUCUCUACCUCCCCUCGUUCUCUACAAACUUGGUGAGUGGUGCUGACCUACAGGAUGCGGGAGUCCACCUGUUCACCCCUGCUCGUCAGCGGGUGACGCACUGCACAGAGGCUAGCACAGGGGCGCCAGCGUGCUGCCCCUCACUCCUCCCAGUUUCCUCCAACUGA
Molecule: messenger RNA, 1890 nt
Organism: Closterium sp. NIES-65
Lineage: Eukaryota; Viridiplantae; Streptophyta; Zygnematophyceae; Desmidiales; Closteriaceae
Source: the annotation of a GenBank genome assembly